CAUACGCCGCGAACUAAACUCCAACCUCCUGCAAUAUCACCAAACCGAUAAACCACACGACCGGCGAGCCUAAUCUGACCUAUAUGUGACCCGGUGCGGACGUCACAUAGUGGGCUUCGAGUGUGCACCGGGAAAACGGACCUGCAGAUCGUCGACGAACCUUGGCCUUAGGCUGGUCGGCUACGUCGCGGCGCGUUGAGGUGGAAACUCGAGUAUUUUUGAAAUUCUGAUAGUGAGAAGUGUUUUUUUUUUUCUAUUUUAAUUUGGCGAUCUAGUGCAGUGCGAUGCUGUGAUUAGGAGGGGGGUGUACAGUGAGGACAAGUGCGGAACUUUGCGUUCGUUUUUCUCGUAGAAUUUUCCGGGGAAGAUGUUGAAUUGUACGGAUCUGGAAUGUAUCUUGCACCACCAUCACUACUACGCUCAUUUACACCAUCUCAAGCAUGGGACACACGUGGAAGAAGCCAUGUCGACAGAAACGGAGGGAGGAUUCAACGAGGACUCGAUCCAGGGCCUUCUCAAUGACACCGAUUCUGAACUAUCCAGUCUGUCUCAUCUCGAUGCACCGAACGAGAGCCUGUACAUGAUUGGAGGGGUAUGCGUCGCUAUGUUUAUGGUGGGUGUCAUCAUCGUGUUGUUAGCAGUUACUAUAAGCAAACUGAGGAAGAGGGAGGAGCACACCAACUCCGUUCACCCCGUAACCGACGUUGUGCUGCAGACGACGCCGGCCGCCACCCACAUCUCGGCCGCCAUCCAGCCACCUCCGCCACCCCAGGUUCUUCAGUCGGACCUCACCUACCGGGGGCAGUUUCUGUGGACGCAACCCCCGCCGCCCACGACGCAGUACCUGUACAAUCACGACCAGGAUACGCUUGUACAAAACCUGCCCGCAGAACGUCCCGGGUUCGUUCGCGGCUUCCGGAAGAACCUAGGAGGUAGAUGGAGACGUCUCGUCAAGAGGAAACCCCCGACGGAAGUGUACACCAUUCCAGCGGAGCUGAAGCCCCAGCUCAAGCAGAUCUACGUAUACUAGCCCUGCGGUCGGGUCCACCGGACUCGGAUCCGGCCAGCCUGUCGGCCUUCCUCCAUGAGACUGAUUACUAUUAUAUUAAUUUCUACUCCUGAUCUUUGACAAUGAAGAUUUAGUUUAGUUAGUCCUGUACAUAUUGAUACUAGGUUAAAUUGACUAUAGCGUUUAGUUGAUCUUAUACAAUCUUGUGAUUUUUUUAAAAAAAAGAACUUGGGCACCGCGGUCCGAUUUAUCCGGACGGGUUGCGCCGAUUUUUUAUCUAGUAAAACCGAGACGCUUCUGUAGGCGAGAGCAUGGACGUGUAUAGUACGAUUUUUGGCUCAUAUUGAGCUCAGUUACGGACGUUUUGGAAUCUCCCAGUAUGCUGUAGCGAAUUCUUUAAGAUUAUUGUAGAUUUUGAGGUAGAGCGGCCUCAAUGCUAGUCAGAUACUGCUAAUAAUUAUGUCGGAAGUUGAAUUUCGUUGUAUUGAGUAAAUUAUUAUAGUCAGUAUUAUAAUUUAUUGUCUAAUAGCACACGAACCUCCAAAUUUCUAAACAGCGAGAUUAGUUACCCCCUGACCAGGCCCUUCAUUCAAAUAUUUAUGAUUGUGAAGCAAUAAUGUAUAUACUGUGCAAUAAAUUGUUACUUUUUGA
Messenger RNA from Anoplophora glabripennis (Asian longhorned beetle), 1660 nucleotides. RefSeq lists its product as uncharacterized. The record is from RefSeq and is a predicted model, not a curated record. The coding region runs from base 368 to 1030 and encodes 220 amino acids. Lineage: Eukaryota; Metazoa; Arthropoda; Insecta; Coleoptera; Cerambycidae. The transcript is spliced from 6 exons.